Molecule: messenger RNA, 2892 nt
Organism: Trachemys scripta elegans
Lineage: Eukaryota; Metazoa; Chordata; Testudines; Emydidae
Gene: MAPRE2
Product: microtubule associated protein RP/EB family member 2
Exons: 7
Coding region: 238-1215 (325 amino acids)
Biological process (GO): spindle assembly; regulation of microtubule polymerization or depolymerization; protein localization to microtubule plus-end
Cellular component (GO): cytoplasmic microtubule; spindle midzone; microtubule organizing center
Molecular function (GO): microtubule plus-end binding
Source: RefSeq, a predicted model, not a curated record
AUCUGAUGAGUUAGCUGGUUGCUAUGGUGAGGGGGCCGUGUCACGUGGCCAGGGUGCUGCUCCAGGCGGUUUGACGUCAGCAGGGAGGCAGGCAGGCAGGCAAGGGGAGAGCGAGCGCGAGGAGCGAGCCGCUGUAGCAAAGCAGCAGAGCAGCCCCGGCGCAGCCUCUCCGCCGACCUUCCGCGCGCGAGCGAGCGAGCCAGGCAGCCAGCCGUGUGGGGGUGGGAGCGCGCGCCAAUGCCGGGACCUACCCAAACGCUGUCCCCAAAUGGCGAGAACAACAACGACAUCCUGCAGGAUAACGGCACCAUCAUCCCCUUCAGGAAGCACACGGUGCGCGGGGAACGUUCCUACAGUUGGGGAAUGGCGGUCAACGUGUAUUCUACCUCUAUAACCCAAGAGACUAUGAGCAGACAUGACAUCAUUGCAUGGGUUAAUGACAUAGUAGCUUUAAACUACACAAAAGUCGAACAACUUUGUUCAGGAGCAGCUUACUGCCAGUUCAUGGACAUGUUGUUCCCAGGGUGCAUUAGCUUGAAGAAAGUAAAAUUUCAGGCAAAGCUGGAGCAUGAGUACAUUCACAAUUUCAAACUUCUGCAAGCAUCAUUUAAAAGAAUGAAUGUGGAUAAGGUGAUUCCAGUGGAGAAAUUGGUGAAAGGGCGCUUCCAAGACAACUUAGAUUUUAUCCAAUGGUUUAAGAAGUUCUUUGAUGCCAACUAUGACGGUAAAGAGUAUGAUCCUGUCGUGGCUCGACAAGGCCAAGAUGCUCUCCCCCCACCAGAUCCCGGUGAACAGAUCUUUAACUUACCAAAAAAGUCCCAUCAUGCAAACUCCCCCACUGCAGGUGCUGCUAAAUCCAGUCCAGUUUCUAAACCAGGGUCCACACCUUCUCGUCCAUCGUCAGCAAAAAAAGCCACACCAAGCAGCUCAGCAUCCAAAUCAGAUAAAGAUUUGGAAACACAAGUCAUACAACUCAGUGAACAGGUACAUUCAUUAAAACUUGCACUCGAAGGCGUGGAGAAGGAAAGGGAUUUCUACUUUGGAAAAUUAAGGGAGAUUGAACUUCUCUGCCAAGAACAUGGGCAAGAAAAUAAUGACCUUGUCCAAAGGCUAAUGGAAGUCCUUUAUGCUUCAGAAGAACAUGAGAGCCACACAGACGAGCAUGAAGGCGAGGAGCAGGUCCAUGAACAGCCCCAGCAACAGGAAGAAUACUGACCUGUCCAACAUCUUUGACAGUUUUCAUUCUGUGUGGGAACUUUCUUCUGGAGAAAGGAACAUGUGUGGCCUCAAACUCAAAACCAGUCACUCCCAGUCUGCCAUUAACAUUUAUGUACCGUAGCGAGUGCCAGCAAACCACUGCAUUCUGUACCCAUAUUUUGCCAAGAUGCAUUUGCAGAAGUCUUCUUUCAGUGUGUCUACCUGAGAGGUCGUAGGGCUACAUCACCUACUGUACAUCACUGCAACUUCACCACUUGGCUGCUUGAGAUUUGUUCCGCUUUUUAAAAAAUAUAUAUAUUUAUUUUUUCUUUUUGUCUUAAGUAUGAUACGUUUGUAAUUUGUUCUAAAAUGUUUAUAUUGGCAUCUCUUGUGGCAAGAAGUAUUGUACCACUAGAUGUGUUUGUCACUUGGUGGUGCUUUGGUAUUUUCAAGUACAUCUGCCUCGGGGCAUAAAUUUGGUCAAACAAUUGGAACAAAGGGAUACAUUAGAAGUGAUACUCAAGCUAUAAUGAUGAGGUGUGUGUUGUGGAGGGAAAAGGCGUAUGUGACUCAUAUCGUUCCUAUCCUGUAUUCACAAAACAGAAGGCAAAGCAACAGUUUCCCUAAUAAAGAUUUAAAACCCACUGACUGUUUUACACCAAAGCAUGUUAGAAAGCUGCACGAUAUGUUUUUAUUUCUGGAAGAUACAUGUCUACUUAACUGUUUGAAAGUCCUCUCCAUUUCCUGACUUUUCAACAGAAGCUUUCCCUGCUGCUUUCUUUUGAAGGACCUGUAUUGAUUAGAAAUUCUGUCGCUGCCUCCAGCUCAGUGCUGAUUCAGGAGACAACAAUCUCCUCUCUCUCGCAGCUGCAUCUGCAGAAUACCAUCUCUGACCUUGUAUUCUGCCUGCCACCCCUACAAAUGAGGAUCAAGUGGAUCAGCCAUUCCUCUUUCCUAUUCUUGCUUCCUCUCCCCUUGGCCAUACACCUAUGGAAGAUGAAGACUUCCUUACUGGGGCUAGGCAUGUCCAAGGUUGAUUUGCAGCAAGCCAGCUGCAGAACCAGUCCUGAAACUCUUAAGAGAUUCUCCUUUUAAACAUGAAAUGAUUUGAAUACUGAUUGAAGGAUAUUUUCCCCAUUCGUGCUUAGGCCAGUUUGCAUGCUUAGUGAACCAGCCAGAAGUCCUGUUAGAGGUAAAGAACACAUGAGCAGGGGAUCACCUGCAAGGCACAAAAACAGUUCUGCAGGCUGACUGACCUUACUACUGGAUAGGUUGGCCCAGUGCAGAACCAGAAUGUAGAGAAUUCUGUGCCAAGGGUGUUUCUUCUUAAUUAGGGUCCUUGUUACCCUCAUCUAAAUUAUGGCAUUUUAUAGGCAGAAAUAUAGCAUAAAAUACAUUUGAAAGCAUUCCUUAUUUAAAAAAAAUCGUAAAAUUGCACAUUUUGGAUCUAUUUCUGAAUCAGUAUUGCCUUUCUUUUACACUUGGUGUUCCUAGCUUCCAUCACUUGAUUUCUUAAUUCUAAAUUUAUUACUUCGGUUAUUUGAUUUGGCAGGCACAAGGAAAAGUCUCAUCCCAAGCUACCAUCACUCAGAAGCUCAAUAAAACCUUCUGAAUGGUGUAUCUUUUUAAAUCUUUAUGGAGUUGCUUUACUGAUUAAGCUCUAAAUUUAUACUGAAGCAGAAGGUUUUUUAAUUU